Molecule: messenger RNA, 1871 nt
Organism: Hibiscus syriacus
Lineage: Eukaryota; Viridiplantae; Streptophyta; Magnoliopsida; Malvales; Malvaceae
Product: scarecrow-like protein 3
Exons: 1
Coding region: 446-1864 (472 amino acids)
Biological process (GO): response to gibberellin; regulation of DNA-templated transcription
Cellular component (GO): nucleus
Molecular function (GO): DNA-binding transcription factor activity; sequence-specific DNA binding
Source: RefSeq, a predicted model, not a curated record
UACCAUUUCCCCCCCCCCUUUUCUCUUCUUUUUGAAACCCUUUCCUUUUACUCUCUUUCUAUUGGGAAAAAUAGCAUUUUUGUUCAUUCUUUGCUUGAAUCACAGAAUUCAAUCUUGGAAACUUUUAUGUGUUUUGGUUUUUGGAUUUUUGAUGAAUUGCAAAACCCAGUAAGAAUUUCUUAUUUCUUCUGUUGUUACUGAGUUUUAUGUUUGAAUUUGGUGAUACUUCCAUGAGCUUGUCUAAAGGACAAUUGGGGUUGUCUUUGUUUCUGAAUUUUCAGUUGGCUUAAAGAUUACUCUGAAUCUGGAGUUGUUUUUGGUUAAAUUUGCCAACUUUUUAACCUUUCUUCUGGUGAAUUUCAUCUACAUGCAAAAUCUCAAUCUUUGCAUGAAAGUUUGAAACUAUGUAUGGUCUUUAGAUUAAAAGACCAGAACUUUUCGUGCAAUGUUCCAAGACGAAUCAUCGUCUGUAACAUCAUCAUCGCCUCUGCAAGUUUUCUCCAUGAUGUCACUCUCGCCAAACUUGGGAUCACCAUAUCCAUGGCUUAGAGAGUUGAAAUCAGAAGAAAGGGGUUUAUAUUUGAUCCAUUUGUUGCUCAAUUGUGCUAAUCAUGUAGCGAAUGGUAGCCUUGAAAAUGCCAACAUUGCACUCGAGCAGAUAUCGCAGCUCGCGUCGCCAGACGGUGACACGAUGCAGCGAAUGGCUACUUAUUUUACGGAGGCGCUCGCCGAUAGGAUCCUCAAAGCCUGGCCUGGUCUUCAUAAGGCUCUCAAUUCGACUAGGAUAACUUUGGUUUCCGAAGAAAUCCUUGUUCGAAAACUGUUUUUCGAGUUGUUCCCCUUCUUGAAGGUGGCCUUCGUGCUUACGAACCAAGCCGUGAUCGAAGCUAUGGAAGGCGAAAAAAUGGUUCAUAUAAUUGAUCUUAAUGCAGCCAAUCCUGCGCAGUGGGUUGCGCUUAUUCAAGCUUUGAGUGCAAGGCCCGAAGGGCCGCCUCAUUUGAGGAUUACCGGCAUUCAUCAAAGGAAAGAAGUGUUGGAUCAAAUGGCUCAUAGAUUGACUGAAGAAGCCGAAAAAUUGAACCUCCCUUUUCAGUUCAAUCCGGUUGUUAGCAAAUUAGAAAAUCUGGACGUCGAGAAAUUGCGGGUUAAAACCGGGGAGGCUCUUGCAAUCAGCUCUGUUCUCCAGCUGCAUUCGUUUUUGGCCUCUGAUGAUGAACACCAUCGAAAGAAAAUGCCUCUAGGAUCGAAGAAUUUGAAUGGAGUUCACUUGCAAAUAGCACUCCAGAUGAACCAGAGCACUUUAGGAGAGUUGCUCGGAAAAGACACGGUUAAUGGAUAUAGCCCUAGUCCUGAUUCGGCAUCAUCGUCACCAUUAUCUUCAUCCGGUUUGGCCAAGGUAGAUAGCUUCCUUAAUGCAUUGUGGGGUUUGUCACCGAAACUGAUGGUGGUAACAGAACAAGAUUCUGACCAUAAUGGAUCUACUCUAAUGGGGAGACUAUUAGAAUCCCUUUACUCUUAUGCAGCAUUGUUCGAUUGUUCGGAGUCCACGGCCUCGAGAACAUCUCUGGAGAGAUUUAAGGUGGAAAAGAUGCUUUUCGGAGAGGAAAUAAAAAACAUAAUAGCAUGUGAGGGAGCCGAGCGGAAGGAGAGACACGAAAAGCUCGAGAAGUGGAUACAAAAGCUCAACUUGGCCGGUUUCGGGAACAUCCCUUUGAGUUACUACGGGAUGUUGCACGCCAGGAGAUUGCUGCAGGGGUAUAACUGCGACGGGUAUAAAAUGAAGGAAGAAAACGGUGGUUGCAUCGUGAUUUGCUGGCAAGACCGACCGCUGUUCUCGGUAUCGGCUUGGAGUUGUAGGAAGUAAAACUAUG